AAGCUCCUUCUCAGUCCCACUUUCGUUCCCCUCCCACAAUGCCCUGGGCUACAGGGCAGUACUGUCCUCCAGCCUGACCCGUACGUCCCCACCCCCCCCAGCCACCCACCCCACAGACACGUAGGCCGGCUUGGCAGGCGAUUUGGGGGAGUUCCGAGCCCAAUGUCACACCGGAACACUGUAACCGGACCCUCACAGCUGUUUAAUAGUAGGAUGCACUGCUGCAGUACAGCGUGUCCUUGUUACGGAUUUGCUCAAGACAUUAUGUUGAGUACUGUAAAGUAUAGGCUAUUUUUUUCUAAUUCAAUAUAUGGCUACGCUGUGUAUGCUUUUCUUUAGUCUUGUUUUUAUUGUUGUGAUGAAUGGUUUUGUGUUAGAGCCCCAGGAAGACUAGCAGCGGCCAAGGCGUCUGUUACUGUGGAUCCUAAUAGAACAGUAAGACAAUGUGCUACAUGCUUGUCUGGGGUUUGGCGUUAUGUAGCCAUAGCAUUUAGCAGAUGCUCAUAUGCAGUGCAACUCAUUGCAAAAAGCCCAUGAUGCCUUUGAAUGCUUUCAUAUGAUGACACUAAUAUCCUGAUGAGCUGUAAGCUCCUAGAGUAGGCAGUUAAGGUGUCUUUACACUGGAUGUUCAGUUGCAGACCUGUGGCCCUCUGAUGCUGCCCGCUUGGCGCGAGACGAGGUGUGUAAUACUUGGAUCUAAAGUUCCCUUGUGAGCAAAUAACCCGCUCGUGAUUGAAUUCAUACAAUGGGAUUUAACUUGAAUUAUCUGGGGCGAGCACAGCACUGCAAGGUCACUUUUGUGGCAGCAUUAGCCUCAUGCUAAUAUUCAUAUGCACCCGGGUGAGCAUCUGCAUGACAGUAUUCCAGUGCAGCACGGUGUUCAGUUCUCCAUUGUUUCCUUUUGUAGAUAAGUUGGUCUGUGUCAGACCCUCCCCGAAUAUUGUGAUCUUGGGCCUUGCUUUGGUCCACAAAGCCGUUGCCGAGGUAUGCACUUGACCUGAAACUAACUUCACCUGUAGGCAAAACUGAGUUACUUUAAACUGAACCAACUAUUCUGAAUGUGUAUUUAGAAAAUAAUUUAAAGAACUGAAAAAGAUGUGGAAAGCUUGAAAGCUUUUUACAGGAAGUGAAAGUAGCUUCAAAGCAUUAAGCCGGGAUUGAAAAUCCCAGGGUUUGAAAUCUCAUGAAGGAGCAGAACUGGCUCAAAGGGAUCGCCUGAACACAGCUGGUUAAACUCUGUUCUGAUCGGCGUUAAGUGAUGCAAAAACGUUGGAUGUGAUUGCCGCUGUUUCACCUUCUGAAAUGUACAGUUUGGCCCAAAUGGAGCGGAGCGUUGUGUAACGAGUUUUAGCUUCCAAACUUGAUUUGGAAAUGGGCUGGUGAUCCCCGCCAAGUUUGAGCAAUGGAUCAAGGACACUCACAAGAAAACAGUGGACUUGUCCAGCGGUAAAAGCCCUGCUGCCAUCCAGGUGUGUCCCUUCACUGCCCAGCUAUUGUACUUUGAUGAACUUCUAUUAUUGAAUUGCAUCAGCUGCCCAACUGCCAUCGUCCUUUCAUAUUCAAAAGUGUGGUGCUACCAAUGGCAGCUUGGAUCUUAAAUAAUUACUUGCGUCUGCAAUACGCACCUCUUCCCUAGAAAACAGAAAAAACAACAUGUAGUUUUCAAGCUGUUUGCAAUGUUUCCGUUACACAAACGGGAAUUGCGCCUCCUUCAAAAAGCGAACAAGUCCCAUGAAAUGUACGUUUGCCAGUUUGUUCUUUGCAAUGAAGUUGGCGCCCCCAAGGGCCAUGGUGGGGGGGUGGGGGUGCAGAGUCUCCCAAUCAGCUGCAGCAUCAAUAACUUUUAUACUCUAUAACUGUGAUGCUAUUACUGAUUUAAAAAAAAAAAAUUAUUCUGAACUGAAUGCUGGUGGAAACGCAGCAAGUGUGCAUUAAGCUUUGGGCUGAGACGCCGUGCCGUGUUACAGAUGAACUCCGAGGCCGCGCUGCAGCUAAUCCCCAGCAUGCUCUUUGGCCUGUAAACACGGCAGUAAAGAAGGUGUGUAGGUGGCCUGGGUGUGUGGGCAGACGGCGAUAAGACCCCACUCUGCUGUUUGAGCAGCAGGUACGGUAAACACGCCAUCAUGAAAGAAGCGCCUGACGGCAAACAGAGCGGGGGUGGGGGGGGGGCGCCUCCCUCACCCACAUGCGGGGAGCACGUGAUUCCCUCGGCCCACCGUCUGGGAGCAGAGAGUCUGCCCAACGCCACGGCCCUCCGAGAUUCCAGCUCGAGAACCCCUGUUAGACCGUUUGUUAUAAUUGGCCUGUUUGAAGGGGUUUCAACCUUUUCUGACCCAGGGACCUUCCAUCCCGGCAGGAAGGAAUCCAGGGGACCCCCCCAUCACAAGUUAAAAAGGGUUACAUUUAAAAAGGCUUUUGUAUAGCCAGAUAUUUUCUCAAAUCUGUGUGUAGUCAUUGUGUGUCACGUCUGACCCAGGUGCCCUCUACAGUACCUUCAAGGACCCCCAGGGGUGUGCGGACUCCCUGCUGAAGUACCCAGGGGGGCAUUUGGUGUUGAGUUACGCGGAACACGCUGUCGGAAUGCCAAAUCCGCCUCGCACGCGCUCCGAUGGCCGCUGGCUGGGCCGACCGGUCAGCGGUGAUGACGCAUGACUUCACACGGAGGUGGGCGUAAAGGGGCUGCUUUCGACGAGCACGAGACCUGUGGAAAAAGCCGAAUUUAGCGCCUGUGCUAGGUGGCGCGUGCGGGCCCUUCUGGGAGAAGCGCUUUGGUGGGACUAGCAAGAUUGGGCACGGGGGACUGGUGACAUUGAGCGCCCUUUUGCGCCGCAUGUCCCCAUGCACAGGGGGCAUAACACGGCCACACACGCGCGCACACACACACACACACACACUCACACACCACGACACGCACGCACGCACACGGGAGCUCAGCGGCCUCAGGGUGCAGCGCCCUGCAGGGCUGUCGACUGAACCCGUUUGCCCUCUCUCCGAAGCCUCUGCCCUUUGUCCCGAAAACCUCCUGUCCCGUCCCGUCCAGCCCCGCCCACCACUGUUUGGCUCUGCUGGAGUCCCAAGGAGGGAGGGUGAACUGUUUUUCUCCCCCCCCCGGCGAUGAUGAUGAUGAUGGCAGAAGCUGGACGGCGCUGUCACUGUGACACUGUGUCCCUUCUGAAGGGCCUGAGGGCACAGCGCUGCAGCGGCGUGUGGUGAAUGCACCGCAGCACGCUUUGCCACCGUACGUCACACGCAUACGCAUGUCCUACGUCAGCCGAUUGGGAAUUUUUGCUCAUAUUUUGUCGCUUGUACGUGGUGUUCUUGGGUCUGAUCGAAUUAUGCCCUCAUACCCCGCAGUCGCUACCCUUCGGUAAUGGCCAUUUUCAAUACUGAAGUUUCAAGUGUCUUCAAACUGUGAAUAGGCGGAAAAUUUUCAAAUGCAGGUACUUCGCUGUGCGGUCGCGUAACUGAUUCCGAUCCAGGAGGUCCCUGUGCAGCACCAUGGUAGACAUGCAGAGUCAGUUCGGGCCCCCGUCCCCCCUGGAGGACUCUGUCCUGGGUAGUCCGCUCUGCGGGGACCUCAUCGGGGGCAUGGACGACCUGCAGGACAUCUCUCAGUCCAUGGAGGACGACGGCAUCGGCUCCUUCGACCUGCCCGGGUAUCAGUCCUCCAGCUUCGGCUCAGGGUCCGACAGCUCCAACUUAUUUGAUGCCCCCACCCCAGCCUCCAGCCCGUCCUCGGGGAUAUUCGGCGCUGUUGGUGGCCAGGAGGAGGUCACCUCCACCUCCCUGAACCUGGAGUGCCGGGUGUGUGCGGACCGGGCAUCGGGGUACCACUACGGGGUGCACGCCUGCGAGGGCUGCAAGGGCUUCUUCAGGAGGACCAUCCGGCUCAAGCUGAAGUACGGCCGGUGCAAACUCAGCUGCAAGAUCCAGAAGAAGAACCGCAACAAGUGCCAGUACUGCCGCUUCCAGAAGUGCCUCUCCGUGGGGAUGUCCCACAACGCUAUCCGCUUUGGACGGAUGCCCCAGUCAGAGAAGAUGAAGCUGAAGGCAGAGAUCCAUACAGGGGAGUGGGAGGAGAAGAACCCCCAGGUGGCUGACCAGAAGACCCUGGCCAAGCAGAUCUACGAGGCCUACCUGAAGAACUUCAACAUGAACAAGUCCAAAGCACGGGUCAUUCUGACUGGCAAGACCAGCACACCGCCCUUCGUCAUCCACGACAUGGACACGCUGCGGCUGGCCGAGCGGACCCUGGUGGCCAAGCUGGUGGGCAGCAUGGGCGGCAGCCUGCAGAGCAAGGAGGCCGAGGUCCGGCUCUUCCACUGCUGCCAGUGCUCCUCCGUGGAGACGGUCACCGAGCUCACCGAGUUCGCCAAGUCGGUGCCGGGCUUCUCCGAGCUGGACCUCAACGACCAGGUGACCCUGCUCAAGUACGGCGUCCACGAGGCCAUGUUCGCCAUGCUGGCCUCCUGCAUGAACAAGGACGGGCUGCUGGUCGCCUACGGCAACGGCUUCAUCACCCGCGAGUUCCUCAAGAGCCUGCGGCGGCCCUUCAGCGACAUGAUGGAGCCCAAGUUCCAGUUCGCCAUGAAGUUCAACGCCCUGGAGCUGGACGACAGCGACCUGGCGCUCUUCGUCGCCGCCAUCAUCUGCUGCGGAGACCGGCCGGGCCUGACAAACGUGCAGUACAUCGAGCGCAUGCAGGAGACCAUCGUGCAGGUCCUGCAGCUCCACCUGCUGGCCAACCACCCGGACGACGCCUCCCUGCUCCCCCGGCUGCUGCUGAAGCUGGUGGACCUGAGGCAGCUGGUGACGGAGCAUGCCCAGCUGGUGCAGGAGAUCAAGAAGACCGAGGACACGUCCCUGCACCCGCUCCUGCAGGAGAUCUACAGAGACAUGUACUGAGACCAUCCUGCGGGUCCCCAUAAACCAGCACACACACACACACACACACAGGCACACGCCGCACGCGCGCGCACACACACACACACGGUGCUCUGUCCUCUUACCGACAAGGAGCAUCAGAGAUUCUUGCAGGAAAAUGUGCUUGGACCUUGUCUUUGGUGCAGUGCCUUAUGCCGCUGCGGCAGCGAAUGUGAACCCA
Molecule: messenger RNA, 5104 nt
Organism: Anguilla rostrata (American eel)
Lineage: Eukaryota; Metazoa; Chordata; Actinopteri; Anguilliformes; Anguillidae
Product: peroxisome proliferator-activated receptor alpha-like
Exons: 7
Coding region: 3499-4905 (468 amino acids)
Biological process (GO): positive regulation of fatty acid metabolic process; cell differentiation; hormone-mediated signaling pathway
Cellular component (GO): nucleus
Molecular function (GO): nuclear receptor activity; zinc ion binding; RNA polymerase II cis-regulatory region sequence-specific DNA binding
Source: RefSeq, a predicted model, not a curated record